AUGAGCACCUCAGAGCAAGCGUACAAAGUUGCAAAGGAGGAGUAUGACAAGCCUCCUACGCAGCCCCCAUACACAGGCAAGACCACACUUGGUAUAGUCUUGCGAGACUAUUUCCUUGCUCUAAAUCAGAAAGCUAUAUACAUUUCCUUGACCGGCAUGGCUGGAACAGAAACGUGCUUUAAUGAAAAUUUCUUUCAAAAUUAUUGGAAGUCGAGGGUGGGCCAUACCUGGGACGAGGUUAUUCGAUGGACAGAACCUAUAAAAAUCAUCAUUGAUGAGGCACAAAUCAUUUAUGGUGAUUGUGCACCAUUCUUUUGGGGUGAUUUGAAAGAACUUAUGUCAACCCCCUGGAGAAAUACCACCCUCCAAAUGUUGCUGCUGGCCAUACAUGAUCCAACAUAUGAUCCAACACUCAAUUCUCAAUUGAUUCCAAUACAUUUUGCAAACAUUCUUGGACUGGAUGCUCUCCAUAUGACAUCAAAUGAGUUUGAACAGCUGGUGGACAUAUUUGUCAAACGACAGUAUGCUCUAGGUAGUGGAGCUUUUGGAAUUCCAACACUGUGA
Molecule: messenger RNA, 564 nt
Organism: Paraglomus brasilianum
Lineage: Eukaryota; Fungi; Glomeromycota; Glomeromycetes; Paraglomerales; Paraglomeraceae
Source: the annotation of a GenBank genome assembly